Aphidius gifuensis is the source of this 1728-nucleotide messenger RNA. RefSeq lists its product as uncharacterized. The transcript is spliced from 8 exons. NCBI's taxonomy places the organism in Eukaryota, Metazoa, Arthropoda, Insecta, Hymenoptera, Braconidae. The coding region runs from base 244 to 1410 and encodes 388 amino acids. The record is from RefSeq and is a predicted model, not a curated record.
AGGUAAGUUGAAUAUAUAUUUAGUUGCUUCGUCAGUGAUGGUUUUCACCUUGAAUAGCAAACAUCGCGGUGUGUGUAUUUAUUUCCCGUGGAUAUAUGUUUCUCUGUUGUUUAUAUCAUCAUACGUGCCUAAAACUUGUUUGUAUUAUCAUCAUACUGUACAUCAAUUAUUAUUAAAAAUUAAAAAAAAAUCAUAUGAAAUUAUUUAAAUUAUUAUCUUAUUGAUUAUUAAAAUAUUAUUACUAUGAGUGCCAUUUAUAGAAUUUUGUGGAUUGGCAUGGUGAUUAUGUUACAUGUCGUUGGUGAAGUUUUUUCUUAUGUGCAGAGCGAAGUAAAAUGUACGAAGGAUUCUAUGGAAAUAAUCAUAGAAAAACCCAGUCCAGAAGCAAAAGUAUAUCUUCGAGAUUUAAAACAUUAUCCAGAUGAAGCAUGUAAACCACAAAUAUUCAAGAAAAAAGCAACAUUUAAGCUGUCUCUUGCUGAAGAAGAGAUGUCUCGUUGUGGAAUAGCCAGACUUGUAAACAAAAUAUCGGGAGAAAAAGUUUAUUAUCAUCAAGUGAUAGUGGAAGAAUCUGAAAAAUCAUCUAAACAUCAUAUAACUGUCAAGUGUGACAUGAUGAUAUUUGGUGGUAAUUCACAAUCUACAAAUAUGAAAAGUAAUCAUACUGCAGCUCGAAGAAGUGUACUUCCAGCUGGUUUCCAAGAAGACGAUACCAUUGAUAUUGGAGGAGUAAUAUCAGGAGUAGCACCAUUACCAAUGUUAAGUGUUGGAGUACGUCAAGGUGGAAAACUUGUAACUGGGGAGCUUAAUGUAAGCCCUGGUACACCAUUACAAAUGGAAAUAUUUCUUGAUAAUAAAUCAUCACCUGUUUAUGGACUUUUAGUUACUUAUAUGCAAGUUACUGAUACAAAAUCUGCCGAAGAAACAAUUAUUUUCAAUGGAUGUUCAGUUGAUCCAUAUCUUUUUGAAAAUUUCAAUACAGUAGAUGGAGAUUUUUUGGUUGCUAAAUUUCGAGCAUUUAAAUUUCCUGAAAGUACAUAUGUUCAAUUUCGUGGCACUGUCAAUGUUUGUCUUGACAAAUGUCAAGGGGUUGAUUGUAGUAAUGGACAAAUUGGAUUUGGAAGAAAAAAAAGAUCAAUAUCAAUGUCAGAAAAUAGAAACAAUGUUUUUGAAGUGACAAUGUCAACAUUCAUCAAAGUCGACUGGGAUAAAAAUACUGUUCAUGAUGAUGCACUAUCAUCAUUCAUCAGACAUGGAAAAAAAAGAAUGGAAGUUAAUCCAUUGAUAAGUGAAAAUAUUAAAAGUCAAUUUAUUUAUAAAGUUAUGGAAACCGAGUCAAAUUCAGCAAGUUUAUUAUCUUUUAAAUUAAAUCAAAUACUUAUAUUGGGAUUAUUGAUUUAUUUAUUUUAAAUAAAAGCCUGUAUCAAAGCUCAAAAUUAUCAAUAUUUAAUAAUGAUACACAGGGACUUUUAAAUUCUGAUCUCAAAAAAAUUGAAAAAAAAAAUGAUUUAACAUUUUUUCAUAUUUUAAAGUAUAUGCAACACAAAAAAAAAAAAAAUAAUAUGAUUUGUUAUUAAAAAUAUCAUUCAUUAUUUUACUUAAUUAUUAUGGCUAUUUGCCAUUUGGUCAAAUUUGACCUACUUAUGAGUCUAAUGUCUGAAAUAUAAUUGAUGUACUUUGGUAGUUGAAAUUAAUUAUAAUAAAAUAAUAAUAAUUAACUAAAAAAAU